Messenger RNA from Spea bombifrons (plains spadefoot toad), 1108 nucleotides. RefSeq names its product ecto-ADP-ribosyltransferase 5-like. The coding region runs from base 83 to 967 and encodes 294 amino acids. Gene Ontology annotation, molecular function: NAD+ poly-ADP-ribosyltransferase activity; NAD+-protein-arginine ADP-ribosyltransferase activity. The transcript has 5 exons. NCBI's taxonomy places the organism in Eukaryota, Metazoa, Chordata, Amphibia, Anura, Pelobatidae. The record is from RefSeq and is a predicted model, not a curated record.
CUCACACUAUUUGCUAUAUGCGCUCCUACAGGGACAGUCUAUUAAAAAGUGCUACAAUAAGAUUCUUGGGAAAUUAGGGACGAUGACCUUCCUGCUUUCCUGUAUUUCUCUUGUUGCCUUUGCUGUGAUUUUAAAUAAACAGGGAGAAUGCCAGAGAGUUCAGCUGAACAUGUAUAAGGAUUCCUUCGAUGAUCAAUAUUUUGGAUGCAUUGAAGAUAUGGAGUCAAUACUUCCAGAGCUACUGAAAAAUGAGAGGAACGAAAACGAGUAUUUAAACGGCGCUUGGGAGAGCGCUGCCAAUAUAUGGCAAUCCAAGAAAUCCUCCCUAAAAGCUCUCCCCAAAGAUUUCAGAGAUGAGCAUGGCAUCGCCAUAUUGACUUAUACCAAUAUAAGUAGCCCUGUUUAUAAACAAUUAAACCAAGGGAUUCGAGAAUAUGGUGUGGCUCCUCGGAACUUCAAAUACCAUUCGUUACAUUUUUACCUUACGAGAGCUAUGACUUUGCUGCGAUCGAGUUGUAAUGGGGAACCAUUGUACACCUAUCGUGGUACUAGCAAAAUUCAGUUUGAACCUCCCGUGGGUUUGGAGCAGAAUAUAAGACUAAGUCAAUUUUCGUCAUCAUCUACUGACAUCAAGGAAGCACAAAAGUUUGGCAAUGCCUCCUUCUUCAGGAUCACCACUUGCUAUGGCGUUGAUAUCCAAAGCUUUUCGUACUUUCCAUCGCAGAAAGAGGUGUUGAUUCCAGUGGAUGAGGUGUUCCGUGUGACCAGCUACGCUAAAGACGGGAACAAGUUCAUUCUGACCGGCACAAAUCAGAGAUGCAGCUUUUAUAAUUGUGAUUACCUAGGCGGUACCAAGAGAGAAGUCUGCACAUAUAAUUCAGCUUCAGUGACUCAUCUUUUUCCUGGACCAUUGACUUUGACACUCCUCAUCGGAUUAGUUAUUACAGUUACAACAAUUCCAGCUUGAGAAGAAGUGGCAUCUGGAUGAAGCAUCCCAUGUUGAAAUUAAACUUGGAACCAUAUUUGAUAAUGAGGGGUAAUUAGAGAAUUGGGUCUAUUCUGAUACAAAGACAUAUAUGUUGUUUCAUUAAAGAGACCUAUACAGUGA